Messenger RNA from Debaryomyces hansenii CBS767, 1149 nucleotides. RefSeq names its product putative methyltransferase. NCBI's taxonomy places the organism in Eukaryota, Fungi, Ascomycota, Pichiomycetes, Serinales, Debaryomycetaceae. The transcript has a single exon. The coding region runs from base 1 to 1149 and encodes 382 amino acids. The record is from RefSeq and is a predicted model, not a curated record.
AUGGCCAAAAGAAAGACCGAAGCCAAGGAAGAGAAGCCUGUGAAGAAGCCUGUCAAGGCAAUUCCAGAAACCCAAUACUCCAUAUGUGUUCCAUCUACUAUAAUAUCAGCCGCAAAUGCUAAGAAUUUAGAACAAAUAACGUCUAUUGCAUAUCAAAUAGCAAAAGCUGCAACGAUUUAUAACGUAGCCGAAGUCGUGGUGUUAGACGUGCCCACGUCGUCCAAGAAGCAAGAUCUUGCCGAAAAAGAGGCUGCCAAGGUUGUUGAAUUGGGCAGUAACAAAGGUGGUAAAAAGAUCAAGUUCAACUUCAGCGAUGAGGAUAUAUUGAAGCCAACCGCCGUCGAAAAAACCAAAGAACCAGAGACUCCUGUGGACCUCUCGUCUGACCUUAACGAAAACAACACCUUACUCUUCGCUACAUUAUUGCAAUACUUCAUGACUCCGCCAUAUUUGGUCAAGUCUGUCUUCGCAAACAACCAAUUCCACACCAAGUUCAAAUACGCCCAAAAACUCCCCAAGAUAUCGACCCUCCCAUUUAUGUCCAACAACCACGUCUCCAAGGACUUCAAGGAAGGUCUCACCAUCCCCAAGGCCACGCCAAAGGUCACCAAAAAGAACAAAAAGGUCAGUGCAUUGAAAAAAUUGUCCGUCACCAAAUAUGUCAAUAUCGGCGACGCCGAGCCGUUUGUAUUGGACCACGAAGUCCCCGUCAACGUCAGGGUCACGGUGGACUUGAAAAACAAAAAAAUCGUCUCCCCCCUCCAGGCCUAUGGCUUGAUCGGCUCCAAACUGUCCUUCGGGUACCAUGUCAGAUACUGUGCCAACUUCAGCUCUAUCUUCACUCAGUGCUCGUUCCCCGAAGGCUACACAUCUACCAUCUACGUCAACUGCGACGACUACUUCAACUCCAACGACACCAUUGAAGCCAGAAACUCUAUAAACAAAAACCCCGACCUCUCCCCCAACGACGGGAAGAUUCUCCUACUUUUCGGUAACUACAACGACAUAGACUAUAGUUUCCAGAACGACAAAGCCAAUUUGCCUGGCGUUGAAAAUGCUUCCCAGAUGUUCGACGGCGAGUUGCCAAUCCCAAAAGGUGUUAAAAUAGAAGAUGCUACGCUAAUCAGUCUUACGAAAGUAUACCACUAG